GUGUUCGCCGUGCCACCGAGUCACUCCGCCAUCGGUGCCCGCGACGAAUGGACGUGUGAACGAGAGACGUGUGACCGUACGCGGCCUCUUUUUCGAUGAUCUGGGCGGACAAGCGCGACGAGCAGAGUGUCUCUCAGUCAUGUACAGUAAAUCGCGUCGCACAUAGUGCGAUACGGGUGAACGCGUAAUAUCGUGUGUUAUCCAUCUAUCUACUGUAGUGUGUCAAAAGAGAGUGCGCGUGAAAAAGAGAGAGAGAGGGAGAGAAAGUACAACGUGCGAAGACAGAGUGAUAAAGACAAUACGCAUCGAUUAUCCUUUGUGCGAUCCAUUCGUUCAUUCGUUUAUACAUCGCCGCGACGCGACAUGCAGUGCCGGAACUCUUUCGCUUAUCGUGAAGAUUCAUCGGCUGCGGUUCGUGUUACCUGUGUUUGAACGCGAAAGCGUCGGAGAGAGAGACGAGCUUUUCCCUCAUCUCCCUCCACCCUUCCCUUCCCCCCCCCGCUCUCCUCUCCCUCACCCUCUGCACCAAAGGUCUUUGCGACGCAUAGCAGACCCUAUUUUAUACCGUCGAUGCGCGUGACAACGUUCGUGUGAAGCCACAUACACGCAUGUCGACAAUACGUUAGAUGAGACGCUCGAGACGUAUUCGAUCGCAGCCGUAACCGGAUUUCCGCGAAUACAUAUAACGAGUGACGCACGCGGACAAGCAUGGUGUCGUUUGCGAAAUAGCGGCGUUGGUAAUAGCAGGAGAGAGAAAGAGAGAUAAUAGACUCCGCUACUUGUGAAUUGUCAUUGCGCGCGACCGAACGACGCAACACAACGAAACGAGACGAGACGAGACGCGACGAGACGCGACGUGACGUGACGUGCGUGACGUGACGUGACGUGACGUGACAUUGUUUCCUUUUACGACUUGAUCGGCCGGCGGCGUGGAGAUCCACAAAGUAAGAGAGCAACCGUUGUCGUAUCGGUGAUACCCGACACAACCGACGACAAAUUCUCGUGAAAUCGCGGAAGGUGACACGGCGCGUUUGUGCGUUGCAGGAGUAAACGGCCCGACGACCUCGCAACAAGAGGGGGAAAAAGCCCGGCGAGUGUGUCACGGAGAGUUCUUUGCAACGUAAAGUUGAGCGACGAUUAAGAGAUCAACGCUGCCAUCGAUUUUACUGCAUCAUUCGGAUAUGCCAGGAUGCAACUCGAGAUAGAAAAUAGGUGCAAUGUGGAGUCUCGUGGAGCCGGCUUCUACUAUGAGUUGAGGCUUCGUAAUUAAUCGGGACUGGCAUGGAGAAGGAGAACUCCGCAUCGGGCGGGGGCGGUGGAGGCGGCGGGGGUGGCGGGGCUGAAGCGACGACGGCGGCGACUCCGGGCGCCACCUCCACCUCCGAGAAACUCCAAGCGGACCAGGCCAAUCCGUUGCUCGAUCCUACUGCACUCUUCGGCGCAUAUUGGCCCCGAGGCGACAGCGCGGCGUCGUCGCUAUUCGGCGGGAUUCCGGGUGGUUAUGGCUUGGGGGCCCACCAUUUGCCAUCGGCUUACGCUAUUCUGGGCCGGGGGGGCUCUGCGCCUGGUUUCGGGGGUCACACACCAGCCUCGGCACCACCCCCGUCCCCGUAUCCCCACAGUAGCCUUGGUACGCUCAGCGUGGCUGCCAGUCAAGCUGCAAGUUUGGGCAUCAAUCCGGCAGCCAGUGCAUGGUGGACAAUGGCCUCUCAUCUGGCGGCGCAGGACUAUAUCGCGAGGUUACAAGGAGCGGCAGGACUCCCUGGAUUUCCACCCGGUACCGAGAGCCUCCUGCCGCCCUAUCCCGCCUCUCUACUUAAUCCCCCGUCCCUCUCGUCCCACAAGUCCAGUAAGUCUAAGUCAAGCAAGAGUCACAAGACACCAGCUAGCAGUAGUAGCUCAACGACGCCGAGUAUGACGAGCAGCAGUCUGCCUGUGUCCACUCAAGUACCGGUGACAUCCUCUCAUCAUAGCACCCCAGUCAGCAGUACGCCAAAUUCGCAAACGAAUGUCGUCAGUUCCGCGAAGGAAGGAAGUGAUCCUAGCAGUAUAUUGGGAGGUGUGCGUCUACCUCCCGAUACGGAGAUUAUCAAAUACACGUCGAGUAUAGUCGGCCCGAAAGUUCCUGGGACGACAAACCGCGGCAGGAAGAAGACAAUAUCCUUGGACACUCCCAGCGUCAGCGUACAUCCGCCGCCCGUCCCUGCUCUUAGCGCGCAUCAGACAAACACCACGUCAUCCUCAUCGCUGAUGCUGGAACCGAGGAAAUAUAAUCGCACAGGGACCGACUCGAACGAGUACAGAGAUUCGGUGGAUCGAGUAGAAGUGAUCAAACUACCGGCUCAUUCGACUAAUGGCUCCGUUCUGUCGGCACCUCCGACGUACACUAGUAGUAGCAGCAGCAGCAGCAGUAGCAGCAACGCUAACAACAAUGUCAAUGAUUCGGACGCGCCCCUAAAUCUCUCUCUGAAACCCGCCACGACGAGCAAUAGUUCGCCGAUUUCUUGUAGUCAGCCGCUCAGUCAGCUCAGUAAUUUAAGCCAGUCAUUACUUGCUUCCGAUCGAACAUCGAGACGAAAACCUGGACCCAAGCCGAGAAGAGUGCCGCAGAAUUCGGUGCCGGUCCCGGCAUCGCCUAGUCCCUCCUUAGCGCAAUUCUUCGCCGCUGCGGAUUCGCCACAACGACCGAGUAGCGGUAGCGAGGAAAGUGAGAGCGCGAGCACUGCCACCCAUCACAAGGACGGUAGGCCGCGAAAUCUCGGCCGCGGUGUGUCGAAGCCUAAGAAAAACACAGUAGCGUCGCUGCUGGCUCAGAGCAGAGCUUUAGGGAUAAAACCUACUCCGACUUUGGAUCCAAGUGUGCCAUUGUCUCACCAAGUGUCGUUGCUGAAAACGAAUAUACUGGCGCAUCAGAUGCACGCUUCUGCUAGCCAAAAUGAUGACAAACACCAGUACUAUCACUUGCUAACGAAGAUACAGAAGAAGAAGCGACCUCGACCAAUUCGUGCUUCGUGGGCGAGAAGCCAUGAAAAAAUGAAAAACAAGUUACUGGAGGUCUCGGGAGAGGAGAGUAAUAUGGACGUGACCAGCGAGAGCGGCAGUAACACCGAUGUCGUUACGGAUACCGAUGACGAUAAUGCGGAAGGUACACCUAGCGCGAAGAGGAGAAAGCUCAGGCCCAGCGAGAGAGAUCUUCAAAUGCCGCUGGAGCGCGGCUGGAAGCGUGAAACGGUUAUCAAGGGGCUGGGGAAGACGGGAGUAAUAAAAGGCGACGUGUCAUAUUACAGUCCCUGCGGGAAAACUUUUAGGAGCAGUCCCGAUCUAGUGAAGUUUCUGGAGCAUCAGAAUCCUGCCGAGUUAACGACCGCCAAUUUCUCGUUCUCCUCCCGUCCAUUGGUCGGAGAAUUCCUGCAGCCAACGAUGGGUCUGGCGGAGGCUGAAUUCGUCAGACUCGGCGCCCAAGAAGUAGCGAGGAGAUUAGAGGAGCUGAAAGUGGCUAGUAGCUUCAGAGACGGACGAACGAAUAAUCAGUACGAGAGAGACAAGCUAGCUUAUGCGAAGAAGGUUGCGAAGGAAGAAGCAUUACGGCACAAGGAACAAAUUAGGCUUAUUAAAGAGCAGGAGAAGACGGAACGACAGGAAGCCGUGAGACGGGAACGGGAGAUCAGAACUCAGCAGCUGCUCGAGGGUCGAAAGCGGCUCGCGUUCACGAUCAAGCAGAAAAUGAAGAUCAUCCAAGAGAUCGAGCGCGGCAAAAGCAAGAGCGAUGUGGCUCGCGAGUUGGGUCUUGCGAGCAGUACGGUCGCCACCAUCUGGAAGAAUCGCGAGAGCAUCGCCGAGAGCUGGCGUAACCGGGACAUGAUGCAGCAGUCGGACGUCGAGGAUGUGCCGUCGAAGAAGCCGCCGCCGCCGCCGCCGCCGCCGUCCAUGUCGUCGUCCCUUGCGUCGUCGACGACGCUCUGCACGCCGGCGGCGUUGACGAUGACGACGACGACGACGGCGAUUACGACGACGCCGUCUCCGUCGGCCUCUGGCGUGGUCGUGGUGCCGCCGCAGGUACAGGUGGUACCGCCAGUAGUGCUGCCGCCGCCCCCGCCACCUUACCCCACCUUGACCCUACCGCCGGCGUCGGCGGGCUUGACAUCGUCCACGCAGCCGACAGUGUCGCUCACCUCCUCGUUGAACCCGUCAUCUAUGACCACGUCGACCGGCACGACAACCACGAUCAAUGUGCCACCGGACAAUAUCCAGCAGGCACAGACCCAGACGACGCAGAAUCAGGAACUUCUGGAGGCGCGGAAAAAACGGCAGGAAGAGGUGGAGAAGAUGCGACUGGAAGAACAACAAAGGAAGCAACAGGAACGAGAGCUAAAACGGCAGCAAGCGGUCAUGCUGAAGGAACAGAUGUACAUGCAGGAGCUCACCAAGCAGCGCGAGAUGCUCUACACCGUCGAGCUGGAGAGGGAAAGAAGAAGGCAACACAUGGCUUUGGUACGAGCACUGGAGAAUCGUCGAAAGAUGGAGGAAAGGGAGAAGAAACGGCUGGAAGCCAGGGCUGAAAGAAUAGCGACGAAGGAGAAACGGGCGGAGCAGAGGAGAAUCGAGAUGGAAUUGAUCGAACAAAUUCGCAAGCCCGUCGAGGAUAUGGAGCUGACAGAUCACAGAUCACUGCCAGAACUCAAGAGAAUACCUGGACUUAAGCUGCCCGGACAAGCGUUCGCGGACAUCGUCAUGGUCUUCGAAUUUCUACAUAAUUUCGGGGAGACUUUGGGAUUUGAUAUGGACUCGCUACCAAGUCUUAAGAGUCUUCAACUCGCUCUUCUCAAUGAUGAAGAAGCGGAGGAGGAAAUGUUGUCGGUUAUGACACAUCUGUUGGUGUGCGCUAUUGAAGAUCCAGGAAUCCCGCAACCGGCCAGACACACCACAGGCUUGGGUCAAAGUUUACGUCAAGCUGACAUCACUCAUGCCAAUAUCAGCGAGGUUCUGCGAAUUUAUUUGUACGCGAACGCAACCGGCGAGGUGAAGGCUUUGACGGGGGUGUGCCUUGAACGUGAACGCGACAAAAAGUUUGCCGAUCAUCAUCAGAACGGCGGCGACUACGCUUCAACCUGCUCGGGAAAGAACGCACAGUUCUAUGAGCAUCUACAUAACAACGAAACAUGGAGGAUGUCGGAAAGAUUACGGGAUAAGCCUUUUCUAGCGUUGAACCCGACGCAUAAAGCGCAAAUGCUCGCUUUUCUCUGUAACGAGCUGCUGCAAAAUAAGGCUGUGAUCAGACAGAUAGAAGGUAGCCUAGAGACGGUGGCUCAGCUGAGAAAGGAGAGAUUCGUAUUGGAUACUAAGAUUAGAAAACUUAGACAAUUACAUGGUCGAAAAGUUCGGAUGGAGGCUGUGGGUGUGAUCGUGAAUAAGAUUGGCGACACAAUCACUAUUGAGAAAAAGGAAGGCGAGGAAGAAAAUAAUACCACAUCAACUGCUGUAGGUACGACGCCUACGCCGGACGAGAUUCACCACGAGGAUGAAGUAGAAGACAUGUCCGAAAAUGAGAGCGAAGGCACUCAACCGGAAGAGGAGGAAGAUAAAAAUCUGUCUGGUGAAGAAUUGGGUAAGAAAUUGGAUAAACUAUUGAAGCAAUCGGAGGAACAAUUGCAAAAGUUGAAUAGUUCGUCGAAGCAACUCCGGGCGCAUAUCUUUGGUCAAGACAGGUAUUGGAGGAGAUAUUGGGAGUUGGCAUCCGCCGGCGGCAUCUUUGUGGAAGCUAUGGAGAGCGCUGAACCGGAAAUUCUCGAACUCCAAGCAGAGCUAGACGAAAAAUACAAAAAUAUGCCAGUGGAAGAAAAAGCCGAGGAGAAAUCAGAAAGCGAAAGCAAGAAUUGUGAAAAUCGCGAGAAUGAAGCGCCGAACGAAGUCAAAGAUGAAAAGAAGUUCAAUUUGAACGAACAGGAUGUAGAUAUGAAAUUCCAUGGUGGCGAUAAAGUGAAAUCCGAAGUGAACGAAAUCAAUUAUAAAAAGGAACCUAUGCAAAACUGUGGUUCGGGGAAUUCCGAAAAUGUGGAAGAGGAGAAAAGGAAUAGAAACAACGAUGUUGAUAGUACGAUGACAGAUGCAAAGACGAAUGUCACGUCCGAGGAAAUAAAGCAGGAGACGGAGGUGAUCAGUAUGGAUAUCGAUAUGAAAACCGAAAAAAUAAAGAAGGAGAAUGAGGAGAUGGACGAAGAUACGAAACCUCUAGUAAAAACAAUGGAAGACAAAAUCGUUGAGACGAUACCAAAUGGUGACAAGUUCAACCACAUCAAUAAUUUGCACAACGGGAAAGAACUCAAUGGCUCCUUCAUUUCUAUUAUGUCGAUUAUUUCAGACAGCAGCAAUACCGAGCCUAAUUGGUUUUCCAUCUUACCGCGAGAAACGUGUGAUACCCCGGGACCUAGCACUAAGCAAAUAUUUGGCAUAGCCGAGCCGACCGAGUUGAGAAUUCCCGUAUUCCCGCCGCCAGCCAGUCCCAAUUACGAUAGAUGCGACAGUCCAGCGCCCCUGAUUUUGACUCAAGAUGAGGCAGUGCAAUUGGAAUAUUUGAAAGUUCAUGGUUUACCGCCUCCUGGUGAAGCCAAACCGGUACCGAAAGAUCUGAGAUAUGGCUGGUGGAGAAUAACAGACGUUGACACGUUCCAAGAACUCCUUGAGCAUCUACAUUCACGCGGCGUCCGUGAGAAGGAAUUGAAGCGCACAACAUGGGCAACAAUGGAAUCUUUCCUGGCCGUAACAGGUAAAAUUAAUGUCGAUCCUGGUAACACUGUCGCAACGGAACUUCAAGCGGAACCAGAUGAUCCCGAUACGCCAAUUCCGAAGCCUGAUAAUCCGAGCGACUGGAGCGAACAGGUUGCUCUGCGCGUAGAUGCCCAGCUCUUGGAACAGGUGGAAGCUCUUGAAGACAAAGUAGCUAAUGCUAGCAUGCAAGUCAAAGGCUGGAAGCUUCCACCGCGAGCGGGAACCGAGGAAGCCGAGGAAAUCGAAAAGUUGAAUGAGAUGGAGAAGAUUAGCGCAGUCGAGCAAGCACGACAAAGGUUACUUUCCUUGGAGGCGGCUAUAGAAAGAAGAUACUUGAAACCACCUUUAGGCGUUUGUACUGGAGAUCCCAACCUGGCGGCUCUUAAGGCGGAACAGGCGGCGGCCGCCAACGCAAACAAUUCGAAUAAUUCGGAGCAGAAUAACCAGGCACCCGCACCGCCGGAGGAAACGACACCACGGGGUCUGAAUACUUGGCGAGAGGCAACCGCGCGUGCUCAUACAUCGGCGCAACUCGCUAUGGCGCUUUACAUGCUUGAGGCCAGCAUCGCUUGGGACAAGAGCAUCAUGAAGGCUGUGAGUCUAACAACAGCUAGAAACUCGGUCUGCGCCAAGCUACGAAACCGCUGCGUCUCACUCAAAGCUACCAAUCAGUACAAACAGCUAUUGACUACUUCUCAGACCUCUAAUUGCCAGUUUUGUCAUAGUGGAGACAACGAAGAUAAGUUGCUGCUCUGUGAUGGCUGUGAUCGUGGCUAUCAUACUUAUUGUUUCCGUCCAAAAAUGGAAAACAUUCCUGAUGGUGACUGGUAUUGUCACGAGUGUAUGAACAAAGCGACAGGUGAACGCAAUUGUUUAGUAUGCGGGAAAAGAGCGGGUAAAAACUUGGUUUUAUGUGAACUUUGUCCAAGGGCUUAUCACACUGACUGCCACAAUCCUGUCAUGCCAAAAAUGCCACGAGGAAAAUGGUAUUGCUCUAAUUGCCACAGUAAACAACCAAAGAAGAGAAAUAGUAGUCGAAGGAGUCAUACCAAAGGGGGAGGCACCAGAGAAAGUGAAAGUUCUGAUCAUCCACCAGCUAGUCCAACGCCGUCAACGGCAUCGAACACGCACGUAGAGGACGUCAGUUCGUCGGAACCGGCGACUCCUACCGCUUCGCCACGGAAGGAGGGUAACAAUCGGACGCUCACGAAGAAGCAACAACGAGAGCUGGCGCCUUGUAAGAUACUCCUCGAACAGUUGGAGCAGCAGGACGAGGCCUGGCCAUUCCUCCUGCCGGUAAACACCAAACAGUUCCCGACCUACAAGAAAAUCAUAAAAACCCCCAUGGAUCUCAGUACGAUUAAGAAGAAAUUGCAGGAUUCUGCGUACAAGUCUCGUGAUGAGUUUUGCGCCGAUGUCAGGCAGAUGUUCAUCAACUGCGAGGUAUUCAACGAGGACGACAGUCCUGUGGGCAAGGCCGGCCACGGGAUGCGCAGUUUCUUCGAAAUGCGCUGGACCGAGAUCACCGGCGCGCCGCCCCCGCAUCCGCAAACGCAUAGCUGAGGCUCGGUACGUUCGCGCAAUACUUGCAACAGCUUUGCCCACUUCUACUACUAGGAUAUGCACCGCAUCAUCGCGCGAUAAAUCGACGUCGUUGUCGUCGUCAUCGAAAGAGACUGAUCCUCUCUACUUCCGAGCUGUUUUAUUAGUCGGCCUCGUUCUAGCGGCCGAUCAAAUUUUUCAUUGUAAUAAUAAUCGCUACGAAUGCUGGAUACACUCGCCUAUCGUAUCAUUCAUUCUCCGCUAUAUGCAUUCUGACACGAGUAUGUCCCUGUAUUUUAUUUUCCUUUUAGCACCAUAAUGGCGUAAUUUCGCCAAACUUAUUCAUUGUAAAGUAUUAUAUGUGAAACAUUCUUAGCCGAUCGGACAUUCGGCUCCGGUUUAACAAAUCCUGGUAAGGGAAAGUGCGAGGGAAAGCUUCGCAUUCUUUGGUCGAGAUCUUAAUCUGCGAUAAACGAGAGAACUUCUCGACACUAGACGUGAUUAAUCGGAUAAGAGCGCAUCGUUUCGAUUCCUGCCGAUUGGGAUGAAGCAAUGCGAAUGGUCAUUGUACUUACCGAUAAACAAUUGAACAUUUUGCCUAAGCGACUAAAAUGUAAUUUGCGAUUGUAUUAUACAGGCUUAAAUGCCGACGCGUCGUUGGCAAAAGAAAUAUUUUGCAAAGUAAUAAGUGUGAAAAAGAAAGAGAGAGGUUAUAUAAAUAUAUAUAUAUGAAUAUAUAAAUAUGAAUAUAGUGUGUAUAUGUAUACACAGAAUAUAUAUACACGUCACACAUACAUGCAUACACUCACACAUCACCUUUGCCCACAAAUGAGCACAUAAGAUAAGAGUAUUAUUUGCUGUAGAAAUAUAUAAAACAAUGGGCACGAAAUCGACGUUUGGAUUAAAGAAAAUCUUAACACCGUUUCGCAGAACCAUUUUGAUUUCUGCGUUCUUUGCAUUUGGCAUCGGAUUUUAUCAAUCUAGGAAUGUAUAUUAUGAAAAAAAACAAAAAAACGCAUGAAGUACGCAGAGCGAAACUUGUACAAUGACAAAAAGAAAGAAAAUUUUUAUAUUUUCACGCAUCAGUAUUUUAAAACAAGAACAUAGUCUCUAUUCUAUGAAUGUUAUAUUGAUUCGCAGAUCCAUCAAAUUAAUAGACAAAAUUGUCUAUUAUAAUUAUAAUUAUCGUUUUAGUGUGAGAAAAGUGUGUGUGUUCAACGAUUUAUAUUUUAAUGUAUUAGUCAACAAUUAAUAAUAGGAAUGAGAAACGUGUUGAGCCUUGCGUACUUGCGCUAUGUGAAUGAUCUAUCAAAAAUGUUAUUGUCAUUUGUAGAAAAAUGUGAAGUCUGUUUAGAAUUUUCCGUUUGCUUAAUUUUAUGUAAUAUAAAGAUUUUGUUUUGAAUAAUAUAUAUAUAUAUGAGCAAAUAUAAAAUUUUCCACUGCCGUUGAAGAGAUUCACAUCACAUUAAUAUUGUGUUAACAAAUAUUUAUUAAGUAAAUAUGAGAGAGAUAUCACUUCAUUUGAUACGCAGAAAUAUUGUUUGUUAUCCAUGGGAAAGUUGUAACGUCCAAGGCUUCCCAUUUUUCAUUCAUCGAGUAUCGUAAAGUGGUGAUGUAAACCCGGAUCAGCACACAUAUACACAGACACAAAAUUAGACAUUCAGGGAUGAUAUUAUCGAAAAUUAUUGUUCAAUUGUUAAAUUAGUUGGCGCAUCCCCGAAAAUACGAUCAGCAUGAAAAAUUCUUCGGAUGUAACGCAGUAAAAAGUGCAUUGCAUGAUGAACGCCUUCAAGAAAAUGAAUUUCUUCGAGAGUAAUGAAUGUGAUUGUGUUUUGAUUGUCAUUGAGAAAUUAGAUUUAUAUUCGCCACGCGAUGCGUAGUAUUAUUAUAAUAAGAAUUAUCGCAAUUUUGAUCGCGCCAAGUCCAACGAUUAAAUCUUACACACUAAUUCUCUCCCGUUUGUGCGGAGUUUUCUAAGGGCGACGAUUGGCGUCGAACAUCUUUCAAAGCGAAAUAUCUUCGAAGCGUUAUUACAGAAUAAAAACGAAGAGAUAUUAUUGCGCUGCGAACGAUAGAUGUGUCAGAUAUUAGUGAGAAUUUCUUCGAUUAUAAUCAACCGUACCUUUGUAAGUAUGACCAUUUUACGCGAGACGGUGUCUAUGAUGUAACGAAAACAUUCACACUGUAUCUUGUUUUGUAUGUAAUUGAUGUACAUUAUUGCUCGUAAUAGCGAAUAGUUGGUAAAUAAAUAAUGAGAGAAAAUGGGAGGGAGGGAGAGUUCAAUCGUAGUGUGACGUGCUAAAUGAUUACUGUUUAAAGGAAAAAAAAAACACUCGUAGUGUGUAAAAGUAUUAAUUAAAGUAUAAACGGCAAAAGAGAGAGACUACAAAAUAAAAGAUAAUUGGUAUCGUUCAGGGUGCGACUGAAACAGCGACGUCUCAUCGUAAUUGAGAAAUGAACAUACGGUAAGAUCAUUGACGGGAUUGCGUAAUGACUACGAAUUUUUUGUUACAUCCUAAUGUCGGAAAAUAGUUUUUCAAUUUUACCUAUAAAGAUUUGUUUAUUGUAUGUAGUCUCGCAAAAAGAUGAAAUUUUAAAGGACCUUAUGAUUUCAGGAACUUACAAAUUGUCAAUAUGAUAAUGAUCAUUCCAUAUUAUUAAUGUUACACACUGUGUCGGAUUUCAAGAUCUAUCGUGAUAUUCAGUAUUAUUAAUCUGCGAAAAUAAUAGCAAAAAAUUCUAUUCUAUUUUCUUUUUAUUUUUAUUGUGAUUUCUCUCAUUUGUCAGUUUUCAAAGAUGUGGUAAAGAUUCUGCUGGUCACGUAAUUUCAGUCUAUGUAGAAAUAGUAAUAAAAAUGUUUAUUAUCCUUUGUAAUAGAGAUAAGACCGAUCGUAAUCAGAGAGAGUUCGUGUAUAUACAUUUACCAAUGUAAAAAAAAUUGAGAGUGCAGAUUAUAUAUGGGGCAUUUUGUCGAUCUUACCGAUUGUUCUUACAAAAGAGACACGCCGUGCCGCGCCUUGCAUUGUCAUACAGUAGCCGAUAUGUUUAGACAUCUCAUACAUUCAAACGACAAACUGAUACAACAAAAAUAAUUUUUUAAAAUUUAAUUAUUAUUUAAAUAGUAAACAGUUACAUUGUUAGUACAUAUAACGACGCUUUUUAUACGAAUUUUAGUUUUUAAACGUCGAUCUUACUAUAUAUAGUAUAUACUAUAUAUACUACAUAUACUAUAUAUAUAUAUAUAUAUAUAUAUAUAUAUAUAUAUAUAUAUGUAUGUAUGUAUAUAUAGUAUAUAAAUCAGAUAGACAAAAAUAUCUGAUAAAAUCAGAGAGACAAUGGUAAUAGUAAUAAUAACUGAUAUCGAUUAUAAUGGAGCGGAUAAAGAAACGAAGGAAAUACAUGAAAGGAGAGAAAGAGAACGAGAAUGAAAGAAAAAGAGAGAAAGGCAAAUGAAAAUGUAUGUAUGCGAGUGAAAAUGAGAGAGAGAGAUUUAAACUAGAUGAUUGUCUAUAGUAUAUACGAAGGCAUACGUUAGGUAACCUCGAUGCUAUUUAAACAGACUUAAUUAAUGUAUUGCAAAUGAAUUAAUAAAGUGUAAGCGAAGCGUGUAUCUGUA
This is a messenger RNA of Cataglyphis hispanica, 11923 nucleotides long. Its product is annotated as bromodomain adjacent to zinc finger domain protein 2B-like. Bases 1282 to 8328 code for a protein of 2348 amino acids. The transcript has 32 exons. Gene Ontology annotation, molecular function: protein binding; DNA binding. The record is from RefSeq and is a predicted model, not a curated record. NCBI's taxonomy places the organism in Eukaryota, Metazoa, Arthropoda, Insecta, Hymenoptera, Formicidae.